Ochotona curzoniae (black-lipped pika) is the source of this 2529-nucleotide messenger RNA. RefSeq names its product transducin beta-like protein 3. Gene Ontology annotation, molecular function: U3 snoRNA binding; protein binding. Gene Ontology annotation, cellular component: 90S preribosome; small-subunit processome; nucleolus. Gene Ontology annotation, biological process: endonucleolytic cleavage in 5'-ETS of tricistronic rRNA transcript (SSU-rRNA, 5.8S rRNA, LSU-rRNA); endonucleolytic cleavage to generate mature 5'-end of SSU-rRNA from (SSU-rRNA, 5.8S rRNA, LSU-rRNA). Lineage: Eukaryota; Metazoa; Chordata; Mammalia; Lagomorpha; Ochotonidae. The transcript has 22 exons. The coding region runs from base 108 to 2519 and encodes 803 amino acids. The record is from RefSeq and is a predicted model, not a curated record.
CUUGCUACUCCUGAGGUGAUCUUGUCGCGGGCGGUGACGCCAUCAGAAGGAGCCGGGAGUGCGGGUGGACUGGCUGCUUUCCCACGCGGCGGCGUGUCCCGCGGGAGAUGGACGAGCCCGCGGCCGCAGUUGGCCGCUUCAAGGCCAACUAUGCCGUCGAACGCAAGCUUGAGCCGUUCUACAAGGGCGGGAAGGCACAGCUGGAUGGGACUGGCCAGCACCUGUUCUGUGUGUGUGGCAGCCGAGUCAACAUCCUGGAUGUGGCCUCAGGGGCUGUGCUGCGGAGCCUGGAGCAGGAGGACCAAGAGGACAUUACUGCCUUCGACCUCAGCCCCGACAGUGAGGUGCUGGUGACAGCUAGCCGGGCACUGCUGCUGGCUCAGUGGGCCUGGCGGGAGGGCACGGUCACCCGCCUGUGGAAGGCCAUACACACAGCCCCUGUGGCCACCAUGGCCUUCGACCCAACCUCCACACUGCUAGCCACCGGUGGCUGCGAUGGCGCGGUGCGUGUGUGGGACGUGGUGCGGCACUACGGGACACACCACCUCCGGGGCUCCCCUGGCGUCGUUCACCUGGUGGCCUUCCACCCAGACCCCGCUCGCCUGCUGCUCUUCUCCUCAGCGGCGGAUUCUGCCAUCCGCGUGUGGUCGCUGCAUGACCGGUCCUGCCUCGCUGUGCUGGCUGCCCACUACAGCUCGGUGACCUCGCUGGCCUUCAGCAAGGAUGGCCACACCAUGCUCAGUUCUGGUCGGGACAAGAUCUGCAUCGUCUGGGACCUCCGGAACCACCAGGUUACAAGAACCGUGCCCGUGUUUGAGAGCGUGGAGGCUGCCGUGCUGCUCCCGGAGGAGCCAGCGCCAGACCUGGGUGUCACGUCUCCAGGCCUGCACUUCCUGACCGCUGGUGACCAAGGUGCACUGCGCGUGUGGGAGGCGGCUUCUGGACAGUGUGUGCACACGCAGCCGCCGUGGCCGGGCCCCGGGCGGGAGCUGAGCCACUGCAGCCUGGCCCCCGCCGCUGGCCUGCUGCUGACCGUCACGACGGACCACAACUUGCUGCUUUACGAUGUGCGUUCCCUGCAGCUGCGGAAGCAGUUUGCUGGCUACAGCGAGGAGGUGCUAGAUGUGCGGUUUCUCGGGCCUGAGGAUUCCCACAUUGUCGUGGCCUCCAACAGCUCCUGCCUCAAAGUGUUCGAGCUGCGGACGUCAGCCUGCCAGCUGCUGCCUGGCCACACAGACACUGUCCUGGCCCUGGACGUGUUCCGGAAGGGCUGGCUGUUUGCCAGCUGCGCCAAGGAUCACAGUGUCCGCAUCUGGAGGAUGAACAAGGCUGGCCAGGUGUCCUGUGUGGCUCAGGGCUCUGGGCACACGCACAGUGUGGGUGCCAUCUGUUGCUCCAGGCUCAAGGAGUCCUUCCUGGUGACCGGCAGUCAGGACUGCACAGUGAAGCUGUGGCCACUGCCUGGGGCCCUGCUGGCCAAGGGUACAGCCCCGGGUGACGGGCCCACCCUCCUGCAAGCCCAGACCACCCAGCGUUGCCAUGACAAGGAUAUCAACAGUGUGGCUGUCGCUCCCAAUGACAAGCUGAUGGCUACGGGCUCACAGGAUCGCACGGCCAAGCUCUGGGCCCUGCCACAGUGCCAGCUGCUGGGCGUGUUCGCCGGUCACCGGCGUGGCGUAUGGUGUGUCCAGUUCUCGCCCAUGGACCAGGUGCUGGCCACCGCCUCAGCUGACGGCACAGUCAAGCUCUGGUCGCUACAAGACUUCAGCUGCCUCAAGACAUUCGAGGGGCAUGACGCAUCAGUGCUGAAGGUGGUCUUCGUGAGCCGUGGCACACAGCUGCUGUCGAGCGGCUCUGACGGGCUGGUGAAGCUGUGGACCAUCAAGAACAACGAGUGCGUGCGGACACUGGAUGCUCAUGAGGACAAGAUCUGGGGCCUGCACUGCAGCCGGCUGGAUGACCGUGCGCUCACCGGUGCCAGUGACUCCUGCGUCAUUGUCUGGAAGGAUGUGACAGAGGCGGAGCAGGCAGAGGCACAGGCCAAGCACGAGGAGCAAGUGGUCAGACAGCAGGAACUCGACAACCUGCUGCAUGAAAGACGCUACCUCCGAGCGCUGGGCCUCGCCAUCUCCCUGGACCGGCCCCACACAGUGCUGACAGUUGUCCAGGCCAUCCGGAAGGACCCUGAGGCUCGAGAGAAGCUGGAGGCCACGGUGCUCCGACUGCGCAGGGACCAGAAAGAGGCCCUGCUGCGCUUCUGCGUCACGUGGAACACCAAUUCGCGCCAUUGCCAUGAGGCCCAGGCUGUGCUGGGCGUACUCCUGCGGCACGAGGCCCCCCAGGAACUGCUAGCCUAUGAGGGCGUGCGAGCCACCCUGGAGGCCCUGCUGCCCUACACUGAGCGGCACUUCCAGCGGCUCAGCCGGACGCUGCAGGCAGCCACCUUCCUGGAUUUCCUGUGGCACAACAUGAAGCUGUCCCCACUCCCUGCGGCCCCCCCAGCCCUCCCGAAUACAUAGUGAACGUGUG